CCAAUCUCUCCGACUCUCGCGAGAUUUUCUCGCUGCUCCGUCGCAUUAACAAUUUGUUAAGUAUUGUUAACAAAACCGUACAGUAGCCGGUUCAUUGCAGAUUGCGACUUAAACCGCCGUAUUGGUUUAAUCGAAACAGUGAAUAUUUUACCUAAAACGACGCGUAGUUUACCAAUUUUUUUUUGAGAACGAAAACAAAAUACAAACAACGAGCGGUGAUUGUGUGCAAAGGAAACAAGCCAAAAAUAUUCAGUUGGAGUUCGCAAGAGAGAUUUAAACAACAACAAAAUAGUAAACAAAUAAAAGUUACCGACGAAAGUGUCUUCGCCAAGCGAAAUAACAGUGAAAUUAAUAAUAAAAGGCAUAAUUUAUUGAAUAUAUUCAACCAAUCAAACGCCAGUUAUACGAAUUCGAGAGAGUUGAGAGAAGCGACAAACAAAACCACAACAACAACAACAAAGAUGGCAGCACUAAACAAAUUCACAAAAACACUGUCCAUUGAUGAAAAGGCGGAGAUCAAGGAAAAAUUCACCGAGUUGGACGCCAACAAGGAUGGCUUCAUUGACCUGCACGAGCUUAAGGAUGCCCUCAAUCAGGUUGGCUUCAAGUUGGCCGGUUACCAGGUCCGCGAGAUGAUCGACGAGUUCAAAAGCAAGCAGCGUACCGCCCAUCAGGGUAAGCUGAAUCUGGAGGAGUUUGAAACGCUGUGCCUGGACCUCAAGAGCAAGGAUGUUGCCAGCACAUUCAAGACGGUGGUGUCUAAGAAGGAGAAUCUGGAGACUCUAGGCGGUAUGUCGAGCAUAUCGUCGGAGGGCACCACCCAUUCGGUGCGCCUUGAGGAGCAGCUGGCCUUCUCCGAUUGGAUCAAUUCGAAUCUGGGACACGACAAGGAUCUGCAGCAUCUGCUGCCCAUCGAUAGCGAGGGCAAGCGUCUGUAUUUGAGCAUCAAGGAUGGCAUCCUGCUGUGCAAGAUCAUCAACCACUCCUGCCCGGACACAAUCGAUGAGCGGGCGAUUAACAAGAAGAGUCUGACGGUGUACCGGGAGUUUGAGAAUCUGACUUUGGCCCUGGUCUCCUCGCAGGCAAUUGGUUGCAAUAUCGUUAACAUCGAUGCCCACGAUCUGGCCAAGGGCAAGCCCCAUCUGGUGCUGGGUCUGCUGUGGCAGAUCAUCCGCAUCGGUCUCUUUAGCCACAUCACCCUGGACAGCUGUCCGGGACUGGCGGGUCUGCUGUUCGACAAUGAGCGUCUGGAGGAUCUGAUGAAAAUGUCACCGGAGGCCAUUCUCUUGCGAUGGGUUAACCAUCAUUUGGAGCGUGCCGGCAUCUCGAGGCGUUGCACCAACUUCCAGUCGGACAUUGUCGACUCGGAGAUUUACUCGCAUCUGCUGAAGCAGAUUGCGGGCAAUGAUGCGGACGUAAAUCUGGAUGCUCUGCGCGAGGCGGAUCUUCAGCAGCGAGCGGAGAUUAUGCUGCAGCAGGCUGCUAAGCUCAAUUGCCGUAGCUUCCUUACGCCACAGGAUGUGGUCAAUGGCGUUUACAAACUCAAUUUGGCCUUUGUGGCCAAUCUGUUUAACAAUCAUCCUGGCCUGGACAAGCCCGAGCAGAUUGAGGGAUUGGAGUCUAUUGAGGAGACGCGCGAGGAGAAGACCUACCGCAACUGGAUGAACUCGAUGGGCGUGUCACCGCAUGUAAACUGGCUUUACUCUGACCUGGCCGAUGGCCUGGUCAUCUUCCAGCUCUUUGAUGUGAUUAAGCCGGGCAUUGUGAACUGGAGCAAGGUGCACAAGAGGUUCACGCCGCUGCGCAAGUUCAUGGAGAAGCUGGAGAAUUGCAAUUAUGCUGUGGAUCUGGGCAAGCAGCUGAAAUUUUCGCUGGUCGGAAUCGCUGGUCAGGAUCUGAAUGAUGGCAACGCAACGUUGACUCUGGCUCUCAUCUGGCAGCUGAUGCGCGCCUACACCUUGUCUAUUCUGUCUCGCUUGGCCAACACGGGCAAUCCCAUCAUCGAGAAGGAGAUCGUUCAAUGGGUGAACAAUCGUCUGGCGGAUGCUGGCAAGCAGUCACAGCUACGUAACUUCAACGAUCCGGCCAUUGCGGAUGGCAAGAUAGUGAUCGAUCUGAUUGAUGCCAUCAAGGAGGGCAGCAUUAACUACGAAUUGGUGCGCACCAGCGGCACCCAGGAGGAUAAUCUGGCCAAUGCCAAGUAUGCCAUAUCCAUGGCCCGUAAGAUCGGUGCCCGCGUCUACGCUCUGCCCGAGGACAUCACUGAGGUGAAGCCCAAAAUGGUGAUGACCGUCUUCGCCUGCAUGAUGGCGCUGGAUUAUGUGCCCAACAUGGACAGCGUGGACCAGAAUAAUCACAACUCCGCCGCCGCCAACUCCAACAACAGCAAUUAAGUGUAAUUAAGUCACGUAACAAAAAAAAACUCAAUCAAUUAUAAAUAUUAACGAGAAAGCAAAACAAAAAUUGAAGGAACGAAGGGAAGAGCUGAAAACUAUGUAAACAUUUCAUAAAUUCGCUUAUAUAAGUACUCUUUGGUCGAAAGAUAGUCCUCGUUUCGGGCUACCACCUUUUUUUUUAUAUAAUUCGAUUACCUUUUUGUAAUAUUUUUAUUAUAUAUUAAUAUAUAUAGGAGAGUAUUUGAGUUUUCCCCCUAUUGUAAUUAAGCGAAGCAUUUUAAUUCGAGUUUUCUCGAUUCAUUUUGUUUACCAAUUUUGUAAUUUUACAAAAAAGAAAAAUGCUAUCCAGCGACAGAGUAAAUACACUGAAACCUUAUUUUAUAAAUA
Molecule: messenger RNA, 2783 nt
Organism: Drosophila serrata
Lineage: Eukaryota; Metazoa; Arthropoda; Insecta; Diptera; Drosophilidae
Gene: Fim
Product: plastin-2 fimbrin
Biological process (GO): actin filament bundle assembly; actin filament network formation
Cellular component (GO): actin filament bundle; cytoplasm; actin filament
Molecular function (GO): actin filament binding; calcium ion binding
Source: RefSeq, a predicted model, not a curated record